CCCUCCCCUCGUGGCUGGCUCCGGCGGCGGCGGCGGCAGGCGGGGAGGGCGUGCGCCGGCCGAGAGGUGUCGGCGGCGAGGGAAGGGAAGUUUUAAGUGGAAGGUCGUCCGCCGGCCGGCGCGUCCUCCCGCUCUCCUCCGGCAGCAUCAUGGCGGAGCCGACCGGCUCGCCUGUGCACGUCCAGCAGCCCCAGCAGGCGGCUCCGGUGACAGCAACGGCGGUGACGGCCCCAGCGGCCGCGACAGCAGCGCCGGCCCCGGCGGCUCCCGUGGCCCCGACCCCGGCCCCCGCCGCGCAGGCGGUCGGCUGGCCCAUCUGCAGGGAUGCGUACGAGCUGCAGGAGGUUAUCGGCAGUGGAGCUACAGCUGUGGUUCAGGCUGCUCUAUGCAAACCCAGGCAAGAACGUGUAGCAAUAAAGCGGAUCAAUUUGGAAAAAUGCCAGACCAGCAUGGAUGAACUAUUAAAAGAAAUUCAAGCCAUGAGUCAGUGCAGCCAUCCCAACGUAGUGACUUACUACACCUCUUUUGUGGUAAAAGACGAACUUUGGCUGGUCAUGAAAUUACUAAGUGGAGGCUCAAUGUUGGAUAUCAUAAAAUACAUCGUCAACCGAGGAGAACACAAGAAUGGAGUCCUGGAAGAGGCAAUAAUAGCGACAAUUCUUAAGGAGGUUUUGGAAGGCUUAGACUAUUUACACAGGAAUGGUCAGAUUCACAGGGAUUUGAAAGCUGGUAAUAUUCUUCUGGGUGAGGAUGGUUCCGUACAAAUAGCAGAUUUUGGGGUAAGUGCUUUCUUAGCAACAGGGGGUGAUGUUACCCGGAACAAAGUGAGAAAAACAUUUGUUGGCACCCCAUGUUGGAUGGCCCCUGAAGUCAUGGAACAGGUGAGAGGCUAUGACUUCAAGGCGGACAUGUGGAGUUUUGGAAUAACUGCCAUUGAAUUAGCAACAGGAGCAGCGCCUUAUCACAAAUAUCCUCCUAUGAAAGUGUUAAUGUUGACUUUGCAAAAUGACCCACCCACUUUAGAAACAGGAGUAGAGGAUAAGGAAAUGAUGAAAAAAUAUGGCAAGUCCUUUAGAAAAUUGCUUUCACUGUGUCUUCAGAAAGAUCCCUCCAAAAGGCCCACAGCAGCAGAACUUUUAAAAUGCAAAUUCUUCCAGAAAGCCAAGAACAGAGAGUACCUGAUUGAGAAGCUGCUGACAAGAACACCAGACAUAGCCCAAAGAGCCAAAAAGGUAAGAAGAGUUCCAGGGUCAAGCGGUCACCUUCAUAAAACCGAAGACGGUGACUGGGAGUGGAGUGACGACGAGAUGGAUGAAAAAAGUGAAGAAGGGAAAGCAGCUUUUUCUCAAGAAAAGUCACGAAGAGUAAAAGAAGAAAACCCAGAGAUCGCGGUGAAUGCCAGUAGCAUCCCAGAGCAGAUUCAGUCCCUUUCUGUGCAGGACUCUCAGGGCCUACCCAAUGCCAGUGAAGACUACAGAGAAGCCUCCUGUGCCGUGAACCUCGUUUUAAGAUUAAGAAACUCCAGAAAGGAACUGAAUGACAUACGAUUUGAGUUUACACCAGGAAGAGAUACAGCAGACGGCGUUUCUCAGGAGCUCUUCUCUGCCGGCUUGGUCGAUGGUCAUGAUGUUGUCAUAGUGGCUGCUAAUUUACAGAAGAUUGUAGAUGAUCCCAAAGCUUUAAAAACAUUGACAUUUAAGUUGGCUUCUGGCUGUGAUGGGUCGGAGAUCCCUGAUGAAGUGAAGCUGAUUGGGUUUGCUCAGUUGAGUGUCAGCUGAUGUCUGUCCCUUGAUGUCGCCCUGAUCUGUCACUCCUCCUCUUGCCACGCCCCCCCAACCCUCCUCCCUCCCUCUGUCCACUUCCUCCCAUCCCCCAGCAAAAUCAACAGGAUUGUGAAGAGGCCGGUUUCAACAUAAGGGGAUAAAAAAAAAGAAUUUUUUUUUAAACUUAAACAACACUGAGUUCUGCUUUAUUCUUUAGCAACCCACAGUAUGAGAACAAGCAAUUGCCACAGCUGCACGACUGUUGCUCAUUUUUCCAAAAGCUAUUUAAUAUUCUCAGCAAUCAAUUUGGAUAUCCCUUAAGAGAAAAGAAUCUGAAACACACUCAGGUGGUCCUAUUUAUUGGCAACAAAAGGAAUUUUUUCUAUUGGAAGCCUGUUUCUUCUCUCAUUAUUGUUCUUUCUGUUCUAAUACUUUAAUUGUACAUCUGACAAUACUGCCUCUUAUGUUGUAUUUAGAAAUUAAUAUACUUAUAAAAUUAAGAUUUAUUAGCCAAACUUGAAUUCUAGUUUUAAAACUGACUGUGAAUUUUAUUUUUCAUAUAUUUAUGCAUUACAUACAUUAGCUAUAAGGAAAAAAAGUUUUUGAUUAUAUGCUUCUUGCAGUUACUCUCUUGUUAUUUAAACAAAAAAGUUUCAGGUCUAUCUUUGGAGUAUUUAUAACUUCUGAUUUUUGAAAUGACUGAAUUAGGAACUAGAAUGCUUACUCUUUCGGUUUACCUAAAAACCAGUCCACAAUCUGAUUGUCUCUUGGGAAAGGGAGGUGCCUUGCAAAAAACACUUUCAUAUUAAGAAUGUGCCUGAGGCUGCUUUACUCUGGAAUAGUCUCAGAUCUAAAAUCUCCUUUACAUAACGUGGCAUAUGUAAGUUUUGCUUCACCAGAACUGUUUAGAAUGCUAUUUCAAAUGUUGCCAUUCUCUUAGAUUUGCUAAUUAUGUACCCACCUCUGAUUUGACUCCUCCUGAAAUGAUAGGAUCUGUCGUUCCAAAGGUGAUAAACUUGAAAUUACCGGAAUCCGUGUUUUACUUGAAAUUCUGCAGAAUACCCAGAUGGAGUGAAAAAUAAUAGAAAGGGUUUUGUGCAAUGACUAAAAAGGUAAAACACUGUUAAGUUUCAAGAAUAAAUACUUUCAACCCAAAUACUUUCAACCUCUGCUUGACUAUAUAUUAUGGAAUAGUAACCUUUUAGGAUUUUCAAAAUUGGCAUCUAAAACUUUCAAGGGAGGUGGCUCCCAGAUGGUACCAUUUGCUCUUUCCUAGCUAACCCUAGAUAUGGCAGCUCUUUAAUGUACUUCAAAAAGCAGAUAUAUAUUACUAAGGAAAAAAAUUAUUUAUAAUUGCCUUGUCAUAAUUGUUAAGGUGUUCUAGAGCCAUUUGCAUACAAUUUAAUGUAAUUUCAUUCCAUUCUAUUGUUUACACACCGAUUACUCGAAGAUGACUGCAAAGGUAAAAGGAAAAUAAAAGUGUAUUAUUGCACAAAAGCGAUAGUGUCCCAUUGUUUCAUUCUUCCUCUAGAUAGUAUCUGCAUUGCUGCAGUGAUAUUUAGCGCUUUCAUAAAAUACCUAGUAAAAGUGAGCUGGCGAAAAGUGCCCCAGAGGAAGACGAAGGCAUCCAUCCAGUCUCAGAGAAUCUGGUUUGACAAUUAGCUUAAGGAGAGAAUGAAAGACAAAUAUUCACACUCCAUGGAGACAGACUGUCUUUAAAUUAAAACCACAGGGCUGCAGGGGACAAGAGAAAAGAAUUCCUUCCAACCGCUUCAGCUUAGUGCUGUGGGUGCUGAGGCUGCAGUGACUACGGCACCUGUCCAGAGCACCUCCCAGAGCUACCUGCAGAGCUGGCCACCUAGAGCCCCAGCUUCGUGUCAGCCGCAGCAUGUUCCUAACACUCUCUGCACCACUCAUGGACAAAACAGCCUAAGAGGAGACCCUCAACUUCAACUCAGCGUAAAAUGUACGUGAAGAACUACAGAACUCUUAUCUUGCAGUAUAGUAAUAGCUCUAUUUCCCUUAUGCCCAUAUUCCCAUAUCUUUCCUGGUGGCAUCUGAGGGAGCUUACAUUUAUAUACUGGGAUAAAGAUUUUCAAAUACAUGAAGAAAUUGGGGUUGAGUCAGUAAGAAUUGGCUAAUGAGAUGAAUACAAGGGUAAAGUCAGGAUGCAGAAGUUAAGGAUGAGGCCCUGCAAAAUUGCUAGAGCUGGACAUGGAUUGGGGUUAGGGCUUCCACCCCAUCAGCAGUGAAGAAUAACAUAUUUUUUCCUCUCAAAUUAAUUAAGAGAAACAUGAUUUUUCCUAGUACUGGUGCCUGAGAUGAAAUUCUCCUAGGAAGUUUGAGUUAUGUAUUCAGAAAAAUCUCAAAACAUUUGAUACAUUUAUAGCAAGUUUUGAACAUUUAUCCUUUCUAGUACUUUCCUUGGGAGCCCAGAGGCAGGGUCUCUGAUCAGAAAGGCUGGUUAGCAAGGAGCUAAGAGCAUGAUUAAAGGUGUUACUCUCACUUAUGGUCUGGAAAGACAUAACAAAGGUAAAGUUGAGGGGAAUGUGUGGGCUACAUUUCCUUUAGGCAAUCCUCUGUGACUGUUUCUCUUAAACUUUUGAUUAAACAUGACACAUUGUGCUUCUGUUCACUGGCAGAGACCUAAACUUUGCUAAAUACAGAUAUCUGGUAGACACUUUAUAAGCUUUGACAAAAUGGAGGGUUUACACCUCUUCCUAAAACCAAAGCACACCUCAUACCUAAAUAUAUACAAAACUGUCCUGCAUCCCGUGUGCCUAUGUUGUGGUCAGCUUGCAAAGAUGUAAAAUAGAAGGAAGCUACCAUUAUCUCAUUGUAUUGUUCUUAUAGGAACAAAAUGGUUUUCUGUAUAUAAGGCAACUUUCGGAGACACCUAUAAAUCAUGUGUGAUGAAAAUUUCUUUUUCCAAAAAAAUACCCCUGUAGAGUUCCCUAUGUAUGUAUCUUAUAUGCUGGUAAAUAUAGAUCUUCCUGUCACUUCUUCAUCAUGUCUGAAUAGGAUGAAGUAGUAGUCUUUAGGGUAAGAACCAAGAAUUCCCUCAAAAAAUAAAUCUAGUCCUGUUUACAAUGAUCCCUGCAUGGGAAGAUUUUGUAUCAGGAUUUUCUCUCACUCCCCUCAGUUAGUGCACCUAUAGUCUAUUUAGUGUUAAGCAAUAUACCUUGCUGGUGACCCUUCCAAGUUAAAAAUGGUAAGCAGAAUCUACAGUUAAAAUCAUUAAAUUACAGAGAUGGUGAAUAUGAGCCAAUUAAUAACUUUGGAGGACUUUUGCCAAAAAUUAUGAUUUGCAUUUGAUAGUAACUGAUCUUAGGUCUUUGGUCUUAGAGGUAGAUUUGAUAACAGAACCUGUUGCUUAGUAGGCCCACUGAGUUUGUAAUACUAAAAUCAUAUAAUGGGUUUAAAUUAAAAUGUUUAUCCAUCCCUAUAGCAGAGAGCAUGCUUCUCUCUCAUCUAGAAACAGCUUUAUUCAGUUAUGAUACAAUUAAAGGAACUCAAAUUUACUCCUGUUUUUCUGCUGCAUACAAUUAUUGUCCAAUCUUAGCUCAAUUCAGACUCUCACCAGGAUAUUAUGGGGCAGGUUGGGUUUCAGUAUACGUGGUGUGUCAGAGUGAGUAGAACAAGAAUAUUCCCCUCAGGGCCAGAAUAUCCCAACCUAGAACUAUAUAAUGCUUUCCAGGAUUCUGAGUUUUAAGAGGUCUAUUGAUAGGCUGAAUAGCCAUAUGCAAAUGGUUUUCAAGUGACAAUUUCCAUUGUAUAGUGGCAGAAACUAAAAUUUCAAGUAAUAAGUUUUGAAAAUAGGAGUGUUUCCAUUAAGCUAAUUCAGUAUUUCCUAGAGUUUGCUGCUUCAGAUGUUCACUACUAAGAAUGACUAAAAUGUUGACUGCAUAUAAAGACUAAAGGGCACAUACCUAAAAUAUGAUGAAUUGACUGACUCCUUCAGGAGUCCUAGAUAGAACAUCACAAAACACCACACAAGAGGAGCUGGCACUCCACUGGGCUAGACAAGCAAUAAAAAUUAGUCAAAAGUACCUGUUUCCAGAAUGUUCCAGUUAAUGCUUAAUGCUCCUUUGCCACAGAGAAAAAGCAUGGUCCAAUAACAGUGAUACAUCUUUACCUGUCUUCUCAUGCCUUGCUCAACAAGCCUUGUCAGGACUAAUUUGGGGACCUGAGAACCAAAGAAAAAAUUAUACAAUUGUCAUAUCAGCUACUAUACAUAUUAUGCCAAACCAAUGGAGAUAACAUAAUGCUUCUCCUAUGUGAAUUGUAGUCUACAAAACAAGCAUCAUUAGCUGAAUAGGUUUAUUGAACCUGUAUAAUUUAACUCAUAUUUCCAAGGGCAAGGAAUAUUAUUAAAAAUUACAAUCUUAUGCUAUCAUUUGAAUUUGCUACAGAAUGAAGAAAAAUCAGUAAUAGUAUAAUAAUUCCUGUAGUGUCAUGUAGAAUACUGGCUUGAGAAACCAAGAUUUGUUAUUUAUCACAGAGGAAACUGGCUUAUUGUUUAGGUAGAAUGUUCAGUAAACUAAUGAGUCUUCAAUCUUGAGAAGUAGUAAUGCCUUUUUAAAAACUGUUGUGAACAAUAUUCUGGUCCAACCUCCACCCAGAUGAACCAACCAUUCAGUAUUGAACAAUUUUGGCAGCAGCCCUUAGCUGAAAACUUCCUGAAUCUGAAGAGGGAACAUGUAUCCAGUACAGGAAGCAUGGAAAGUCCCAAACAAGAUGAACCCAAAGUGAUCCACACCCAGACAUCAUAAUUAAAAUGGCAAAAGUUAAAGAGAAUUCUAAAGCGGAAAACAGUCACAUCUAAGGGAAACUCCAUGAGGCUAUGAGCUGAUUUUUCAGCAGAAACAUUGCAGGCUAGAAGGGAAUGGCAUAAUAUGUUUAAGAUGUGGAAAGGGGAAAACUAACAACUUAGGAUAAUUGACUCAGCAAGUUUAUGCAGAAUCAAAGGAGAGAUUAAAGAACUUUUCAGACAAGCAAAAACUAAGAGUUCAUCAGUACUAAACCAGCACUAAAAGAAAUAUUAAAAGAGUCUUCUCCAAGUAGAAAAGGUUACAACAAGAAGUUAGAAUCUAUCACAAAGUAAAAAAUCCUAUUAAGUAAUGGCAAAUACAUACUAAAGGCUGUGGAUCAACAACUUUAUAAGCAAACACAAAAAUUAAAAGAUUGAAAAAAUCAUGAAAUCAAUUACUACUACAAAAGGGAAAAUAUAAAGAUAUAAAAUAUGACAUCAAAAACACAAAACGUGGGGGAGGAGAAUAAAAAACAGAUCCUUUAGAAUGUGUUUGAGCUUUAGAGACUACCAGUUUUAAACAAGUAAAUGUAGUUAUAAGUCAACAUAUAUGAACCCUAUGAUAAUUAUAAAUAAAAAACCUACAAUAGGUACACAAAACCAAGAGAGAAAAGGAACACGAACAUACCAUUUAAAAAAAUCAUCAAACCACAAGGGAAGAAACUAAAGAAAAAACAGAGAACUAUUAAAAAAAAAAAACCAUAAAACAACUAAUGAAAUGGCAAUACGUACACACCUAUCAAUAAUCAUUUUAAAUGUCAAUGGGCUAAAUGCACCAAUUAAAAGACAUAGGUUGGCUGAUUGGUUAAAAGAAAAAAAUCCAUGUACAUACUGCUCAAGAGAUUCAUUUCGGAGCUGAAGACAAAAAAGACUGAAAGUGAGGAGAUAAAAAAAUAAAUUUCAUGCAAAUGGAAAUGACAAGAAAAUGUGGUAGCAACACUCAUAUCAGACAAAAUAGAUAUUGAAAAUAUUCUAUAACGAGACAAAGAAGGGUGUUAAAUAAUAAUCAAGGGAUAAAUACAAGAGGGGGAUAGAACAUUUGUCAACAUAUAUACACCUAUUAUAGGAGAACCUAAAUACACAAAAUAUUAACAGAUAUAAAGGGAGAAAUUGACAACAAUACAAUAAUUGUAGAGAACUUUAAUACCCCACUUACAUUAAUGGAUAGAUCAAACAGAAAAGCAACAAGGAAAUAGUUUUAAAUGAUACAUUAAACCAACUGGAUUUUAUAGGACAUUAUAUUCCCAGCAACAGAAUACAUUCUUUCCCAGUGUAUAUGAAAUGUUCUUUAUGAUAUACCACAUCCUAGACUAAAAAAACAGUUUCAAGAAAUUUAAGAGGAUAGAAAUUCUGUCAAGCAUUUUUUCCCUGACCUCAAUGGUAUGAAACUAGAAAUCAAUUACAGGAAGAAAAAUAGGAAAAACCCAAACACAUCAAGACUAAAUUAACAUGCUACUAAAAAACGGAUGGGUCAAUGAAGAAAUCAAAGAGGAAAUCAGAAAAUAUCUCAAGACAAGUGAAAAUAAAGACAUAACUUUCCAAAAUCUAUGGGAUGCAGUAAAAGUUCUAAGAGGGAACUUUAUAGUGAUGCAGGCCUACCUCAAGAAACCAGAAAAAUUACAAAUAAAUUACCUAACAUAACAUCUAAACUAAUUAGUAAAAGAACAAACAAAGCCCAAAGUCAUCAGAAAGGAGGAAAUAAUUUCAGAAAGAAAUUAAAUAAUAUAGAGCCAAAAAAUAGGAAAGAUCAGUGAAAUCAAGACAUGUUUAUUGUUGUUUUGUUUGUUUCUUGGGGUUUUACUAUUUUUGUUUGUUUGUUUUUUGCCAUCCCAUGGCAUAUGGUGUUCCCGGGCUAGGGAUCAAAUCUUGAGCAAUAUUCACAAUAGCAAAGACAUGGGAACAACGAGAGUUCCUCAAGAGAUGAAUGGACCAAAAAAUGUGGCAUAUAUACUAUCAAAUACUAGUAGACAAAAAAAGAGGGAAAUCCUGCCAUCUAUAACAAUACAGAUGGAUUUUGAGGGCACCGUAACAAGUGAAGUCAAAUAGAGAAAGGCAAAUACCAAUACUGUAUAGUCUCGCCUAUAUGUGAAAUCUAAAAAAAAAAAAAAAAAAAUCAAAAACAAAAAAAAAUGAAACUGAAGCCAUUGAUACAGAGAAUAGAUUGAUUGCUAGAGACAGUGGAUAAAAUGGGUGAAAUUGGUCAAAAGCUACAAAUUUACAAUUAUAAAUUAGCCAUGGGGACAUAAUGUACAGUGUGGUGAGUAUAGUUAAUACUGUAUUACAUACAGUUGCUAAGAGAAUUUUUUUUAACUAGUCAUCUUUUAUUGGGUGUUAAUUUUCCAUUAGAAUAUGAAAGGACUCAGGUGCCAGGCAAGGGUCACGGUCAGGAGUACAGAGUGUGCCUUCUUCAGUUUAAGAGGCUGCUCAUAGUUAAGUUCCUUACAAGAAGGGUAGUACCUGAAAUGCAUGUAAGCUGCCAACACCAUAGAAAGGCCAGCAGUAUUCCUUUUCUUCAUAUUGACAUACUUGUAAUUCUGGUAGUAACUUCUUUGAAACACUCCUGCAAUGACUUUAAGGGUAAGAUAUUACAUUAGUAUCCAGCUUGGCAGCUCCCCUAAUUUGACAUGAAGGAGCUUCUUCUCCUUCAGCAGUAUGAUGGACACCAUCCUUGAGUCCUGGCUGUCCACUGCAAUAUUGAACUCUUCACUGUUGAGCAAGGUUUGAGGUAUGACUAAAGGCCUGCCCACAUUAUUCAUCUUCAUAGGGUUUCUCAUCACUAUGAAUUCUCUGAUUCAGAAAGAGAUGAAUAGUUUGUAGGUAUAAAUGUUUUUCUAUCACUGAUUACUUGAAUUCAAAUCUGUACUCCAACUUCUUAUUUCUUCCUUCAAAACCAUCCUGAAUUCCCUUCCUUGCUCCAAUAAUAUAAUUACAGCUGGUGAGAAAUGGAAUGGGCCCUUGAGACAAGUUACUAUAGUUCCUAGAGUUCUCCAUCAUUACAUAUGGGUACCAGUUUUCUGAACAUGUUGAAAAACCCCACCCAUACUGACAGGACUCUAUGGACACAUUUCUGAAUGUUAUGGAUCCAUGGGCCAUGGUUUCAUACCUGCCAAGAGCUGAUUAGUCCUCAGGGAUUCCUUUAUCAGAAAAACACAGAGUCCAGAAAACCCAUACUACCCUUUGCGGGCUCCAGCCAUGUCUUCACAGUCAUUUUCACAGCAACCCAUGCUUGUUUCUUCCUUGGACAGGUCACUCAUGUGUAGCACACAAGAAAGAACAUACAAGGCCCAAGGUGCAAGUCACCUCAUUGAUUGGAGGAUGUGAGAUCCAGAGUGGUCAUGAAAUUGAAUUUUUAAUUUAAAAAAAUUCCUAGCAAACAAAACUCCAGUACCAGACAACUUCACAGUGGAAUUAUACCGAACACUAAAAAAAAAAAAAAAAAAAAAAAAAAA
Sus scrofa (pig) is the source of this 10022-nucleotide messenger RNA. RefSeq names its product serine/threonine kinase 39 (gene STK39). Lineage: Eukaryota; Metazoa; Chordata; Mammalia; Artiodactyla; Suidae. Gene Ontology annotation, molecular function: ATP binding; protein serine/threonine kinase activity. Gene Ontology annotation, cellular component: cytoplasm; cytosol. Gene Ontology annotation, biological process: peptidyl-threonine phosphorylation; negative regulation of potassium ion transmembrane transporter activity; intracellular signal transduction. The record is from RefSeq and is a predicted model, not a curated record.